ACUGAAAUCGAACUGUAAUGCGUCCUCCUUCCUCUAAGUCGCAGUACCUACGAUUUAAAUUUAAUUCAAAGUGUUUGUCAGUGAAGCGAGCAAGAAUAUCAUAAACAUCAACAGUCUGCAGUGAUUCCUUCUCAUUUGACCCAGAAACUUGAGUAGUAGUGGGAGCGGAGGGGCGUUGGAAGAAAAUGGACCAGAGAGCUUGGAAGAACCCAUAUGCAGACUAUGAUGGGAACCCUGCAUCUGUGCAAGAACUAUUUGAUUCACAGGGAAAGCUCACAGCAGAGUUUGCAGGGCGGCUAAGCAAUGCCAUCAGUCAGCUUUUGAUGCAUAUGGAAAAUGGACUCAAGUCUGCCGACCCUAGAGACUGCACGGGUUAUACCGGCUGGGCGGGCAUCGCCCUGCUUUACCUGCACCUCCACGGCGUGUUCGGGGAGCCCUCCUUCCUGCAGAAGGCCCUGGACUACGUGGGCCACAGCCUCACGUGUCCGACACGGCGGCGCGACGUCACCUUCCUGUGCGGUGACGCCGGGCCUCUGGCCGUGGCCGCCGUGGUUUACCACAGGGUACAGAGGGCGCAGGAGUCAGACGAGUGCCUCAGCAGGCUUCUGCAGCUCCACCAGUCGGUAGUGAUGGGCUCCGGGGCCAGCGGGCUCCCCGACGAGCUGCUCUACGGCCGGAUGGGCUACCUAUAUGCCCUGACGUUCAUCAACCAGCAGUUUGGCCACGACAAGAUCCCCAUCCAGUACAUCCAACAGAUCUGUGAGGCUGUGUUGAUAUCGGGAGAAGGUCAGUCCCAGAGGUUCCGUUGUCAGGAGCAGAGCCCUCUGAUGUAUGAGUGGUACCAGGAGCAGUAUGUUGGCCCUGCCCACGGCCUGGCAGGCAUCUACUACUUCCUCAUGCAGCCCGGCUUUGUGGCGGGAGAGGAGAGGGUCCACAGGCUGGUGAGGCCCAGCGUGGACCAUGUCUGUCGACUCCGCUUCCCUACAGGGAACUACCCGCCCUGCAUAGGGGACAACAGGGACCUGCUGGUGCACUGGUGUCAUGGAGCCCCGGGCGUCAUCUACAUGCUGCUGCAGGCGUACAAGGUGUUCGGGGUGGGCCAGUACCUGGAGGAGGCUCUGCAGUGCGGUGAGGUGGUAUGGCACAGGGGCCUGCUGAAGAAAGGCUACGGCCUGUGUCACGGCGCCGCUGGGAACGCCUACGCCUUCCUGGCCCUCUACAAGCUCACCCACGACCCAAAGCACCUCUACAGGGCCUGCAUGUUUGCUGACUGGUGCAUGAACUACGGUAAACAUGGCUGCAGGACUCCGGACACUCCCUUCUCCUUAUUUGAAGGAAUGGCUGGUACCAUCUAUUUCCUGGCAGACCUGCUUCAGCCCCUGAAAUCAAAGUUCCCAGCCUUUGAGUUGUAAAAGGUAUCUGCGCUUAGCCCUGCCUACUGCUCUGGAAACUAUGAUAGACAUCCGAGCACCUAUUCUCUGUUUCAAACACACGUACUGUACGCACACACACACACAAGCACGCGGACGCGUAAAGACAUACAAACAUACACACACAAGCAAACAGACAUUGAGAAACACAGGCAUAUACACCGCAGAGUCACCUCAGCAGGUGAUAAUCAAGAUGACUCUUCCCAUCACAACAAAAUCUUCCCACAGAGUCUCUCCUGAUUGGCUGAACGUUAACUUGUGUGGUCAGCUGACUGUGGUGUAGGGAGGGAGACAAGGGACAAUCAGAGCAAGGGUGACAUUUUGCACGAGCAGAUGACGGCAAGCAAAAGAACCAUACGAUUUCAAAUAGAUGUGAGGGCAAUUUAUCCAAUGUGAACUCUAAGUACUUCUACUCUCAAUUGCAUUUGCGUGUAUCUAAUGCAUUGCUUCAUUGACCUAACUCUGGCUACAUUUUUGCCUUUUUACCUUGUUAAAAAGUAACCAUUAAAUCACACUUUAUAAUGAGUUUUUAAUGAGUUUUAUGGUGUUCUUUGCACAGGUCUCUAUGCUUUAUUUUUUUUUGUGCGAGGAGAAUGUUGGCUCUGGUAAAAUGUGCAUGGUGCAUGGAGGUGUGCACUGAAUCCUACUCAAUAUGUCUUGUCUGUACUUGGGGCUUAGGCACAGAGAACCACCUCAACUGGUUUUCGGAUUGUCUGUAUCCAUUCAACAUUGGCUUUUCAUGGAUUUAGAUGAAGUUCAUGACUUCAGUUCACCUGAUAUUAUAUUGACCACGAUUGCUUGCUCCUGCCCGAGUCUGUUCGGAAGCUGGCCCUCCCAACCCUGGAUCAAAAACACUCCUUUGGCGACCCAGGGUUCGAGUCCGGUUGCAGCUUCUCCUGUCUAAGCCCCUGUCGUGUCUCCCUCUCUCCAGCUUCCCGAUGUACUGUCUAUGAAUCAAUAAAAAAAAAAUACCAAGGGGAUCGGGAGUACCCACCGAUCACCAAUAAUAAAGGAAAAAAACGAAUAAAAAAAGUAUCUUUGCUCAAACAUUCAUGUUUAUGUUAAUUUUAGAUUUCAGCUUUUUGAAUAACCGGAAUAGUCAUUUCCAGAGGAUUUUUCAUUUUGUUUUUGCAGAUUGUGGCUGCAAUAGAAACUUUGUAGUAAAACUAUUAUAACGUGUGACAAAGUACCACAGUAAAUUGUAUUGACAAUGUUAAGCAUCAUGACAAGUUGUUUGUGUGAUGUAGGCUUGUAACUCUACUGCUCCAACUUCGGUUUCUUCAUUUCCAUUGGCUUAAGAAUAAAACAAGGUAUUUUUUACAUCUCCUCACCAUGUCUGUUACCUUUGCUAUUAAACUAUUAUUCAUCA
This is a messenger RNA of Esox lucius (northern pike), 2799 nucleotides long. It is a transcript of the gene lancl1, whose product is annotated as LanC antibiotic synthetase component C-like 1 (bacterial). Gene Ontology annotation, cellular component: plasma membrane. The coding region runs from base 186 to 1412 and encodes 408 amino acids. Gene Ontology annotation, biological process: carbohydrate metabolic process; peptide modification. NCBI's taxonomy places the organism in Eukaryota, Metazoa, Chordata, Actinopteri, Esociformes, Esocidae. The transcript is spliced from 10 exons. The record is from RefSeq and is a predicted model, not a curated record.